ACAUACAUAUGUAUGCACCGGAGUAUACCAUAUACAAUUUUGAUGAUUGACAGUGAGCGAAUGUUGUAGCCGUUAUACGUGAUCAGUGAAAAGUUCAUUGCUUACCACUCCGAUUUGAUAAGAAAAAGGCAAAGAUUAAGCAUGUCUUCCGAUCGUUUCCACAAAGCCGCUAAAGAUGGACUGCUCGAUGUUCUAAAGGAAGCCACACGCAAGGACGCCAACGCUAAGGAUGAUGAUUCAAUGACACCAGUACUAUGGGCUGCCUUUGAAGGACGUUUGGAUGCGUUGCGGCUGCUCUGUGGCAGAGGCGGUGACCCAGACAAAUGCGACCAGUUCGGCAAUACAGCCUUGCAUUUGGCCUCCGCCAAGGGUCACAUGCAUUGUGUGGACUUCCUUGUGAAGUUUGGUGUGAAUAUCUAUGCGCUGGAUAUUGAUCGUCAUAGUGCCAAAGAUUUGGCUGCCAUUAACAACCGCGAAGACAUCUUGCGCUACUUGGAUAGCGCCACUGCAAAUUUCGAGGCCAACGAGAAAAAAAAGGCAAAAGCUAUGCGCGAAGUAGCAGAGAAGAAUUGUGAAAAACGCAUGCGCGAGUACAUGAAACGCCAACAGAAGCUGGAAAACGAGCAUAUCGAUGUGAGUAGUAAAUCGGUGGCUGGCACAUCCAAUGGCAAUAAGUCGAAUAUGUUGUCAACGCUUAAACAAAAGAUUUGGUCUAGCCAAGGCAAUCUGCAUAAACCCCCAAGAGAAUCCGCGCCUGCUGCAGCGCCAUGCCCUAGCAUCAGUGGCGGCAGCGCUACUACAAAAUUCAGUGAGCUCGUAUCACAUGCCAGUGGCAGUUGCGGCAGUGUCGGCUCAAUUUCAAGCAGCGCUGGUACUAUGCAAAAGAAGUUGCGCUGCCAACAGCACUUGCAUCAUUCCGCCAAUAAAGCCGAUGAAACUGGCUUUAAGAUCGGGGGCAUCGAACCGGAUGGCAAACGUACAGUAACAUCUUUGAUAGGAGUGCAGCGCGACUCGGAGGUUUUGUAUGUGGGAACAUUCAGUUCGAACGAAGAGAGCAGCAAACGCGGUAAAAUUAGUGACGUUUUCGAGGUCGAUGAGCCGAGCAGUGAUCGAGAACGUGAAACUACAAGGCUGGGGUAUGGCACUCUUUCACGUUCAUUCUCACAACCGGAUAUACUCGGUGAUUCGCUCGCAUCCACCGGACGACUUGGUGAUGAGUUCGCAAUGCAGCGACCAGUGGGGCUCUUCGAUCGCCCAAUGUUGGGCAGCAUAUCAUUUAGACGUUCUGUAACAGCAGCGCUUAGCCAAUUGCAACCAGAUAAUUACGCUGAACUCGACAUGGAAACGGGUACUACGAGUACAAGUACAGUAACCGGACGCCAGGUUGCUGCGACAACUACGACGAAAACUCGUAGCAACAAACAACGUUCUUUCCUCAAUAUAUCCGACUCGGAUUCUGAAGGCGCAGACGGGUACAGUGACGAUGAGCAAGAGAAUAGAGGUAGUGCAAUUGCGCGUUUUCUCACCGCCUGGGGCUUGGAGGAGUAUUUGGCUGUUUUCCAAAAACAACAAAUUGAUCUGGAUACUUUGAUGUUAUUGACCGAGGCGGACUUGAAGUCCUUGGCACUCCCCCUAGGCCCUUUUCGAAAACUUACUUGCGCCAUACAGGAACGGAAAAAUGCACUCGCCAAUCCUGGUGCAAUGACGGACAGCCGUCUUUAAAGGAAAUACAUGCACAGUUAUAAACUUAGUUAUACAUUUAUUUACCAA
Messenger RNA from Anastrepha obliqua, 1770 nucleotides. It is a transcript of the gene Sans, whose product is annotated as ankyrin repeat and SAM domain-containing protein 4B. The record is from RefSeq and is a predicted model, not a curated record. Lineage: Eukaryota; Metazoa; Arthropoda; Insecta; Diptera; Tephritidae. The transcript is spliced from 5 exons. The coding region runs from base 142 to 1722 and encodes 526 amino acids. Gene Ontology annotation, molecular function: protein binding.